AAAAUCAUCCAUUUCAUUUCUCUCAUAUUCUUCUUUUUACAACAACUUCCUUUGCCUCUCAUCGGUAAUUAAUUCAUAUCCUAUUCAAGAAUCUUGUGCGUACCCUAUAGGAAUUGCAACAACAAUGAUGAUUGAUGAAAAUAUGUUGGUGAAAGUAGGUCUCUUUGCAUUAGUCCAAGCUUUGGUUUAUUUGAUUCUAUCAAAGUCUUCAAACAUAUUCUCCAAGACACAAAGAUCAUACAGCUUCAAAACAGUUCGUUCUUUAAGCAUUCGCAGGAUGGCCGCCGCACUCGCCGACUUACCUGUGGGUGGUGAGCCAUCUCCCUCUUCCUUCAAGGACUUGAGCUCUUCUAAGUCUUUCCAAGACAACUAGUAUUUGAUGGCCUCAAAGAUCAUGGCUUGGAAUAGUUAGCUUCCUCUUUUCUUUUUUAUAUUUUUGCUUUUGUGAGCUUUUAUGUAUUCUUUGAUUUGUUCAUGGAUAAAUUAGCUGGUGUGAAUUUGGGAUAAUAUUCUUAUUUUAAGUAUUGUAAAUUAUUAGUUGGAUGGUCAUUGUAAAAAUUACUACUACGUGUUUCGAUUACUCUUGAUUAAAUUUUGUCUCAAAUUUGUGAAUA
This is a messenger RNA of Lycium ferocissimum, 614 nucleotides long. RefSeq lists its product as uncharacterized. The transcript has a single exon. The record is from RefSeq and is a predicted model, not a curated record. NCBI's taxonomy places the organism in Eukaryota, Viridiplantae, Streptophyta, Magnoliopsida, Solanales, Solanaceae. Bases 125 to 373 code for a protein of 82 amino acids.